UGAGUCUCCGCCCCUGAAAGUCCCCCGGUGUUCUUAGGGUGAACUGAUGUUUGUAGAACAGCUCUCUACCGCUGGGUGUCCGAGCUGUCAGAAAGCAGCACUAACAUGGCUGCUGGAACCCGUAUCUGCUGCAGUUUGAGAAAUGCCAGGACCUUCUUCGCUCGGUGCCACAACAGAAGCGACCAGCGGCUGUUUUCCAGCGCUACGCACCAGGAGAAUGAGCUUGAACUCCGAGAUACCUCAGUGACUGCUGCAAACUUCCAGACCAGACCCAGCUUGGAGAGAUUAACAGAUGAGAAGGUCCUACCGUUUUCAGCUUUCUUGACCGACAGUUUUGGCCGCAGACAUAACUAUCUUCGCAUCUCUCUGACUGAGAAAUGCAACCUUCGCUGUCAGUAUUGCAUGCCAGAGGAGGGAGUGAAGCUCACGCCGCGGGGCCAGCUGCUCUCCACCUCCGAGGUGCUGACCCUCGCUCAGCUCUUUGUCCAGCAGGGAGUGGACAAAAUCCGCCUCACUGGAGGAGAGCCUCUCAUCAGACCCGAUGUUCUGGAUAUCAUUGCUGAACUGAAAAAGCUUGUGGGUCUGAAAACUGUUGCAGUUACAACCAACGGCAUUAACUUAUCCAGACUUUUGCCGAAGCUGAAAGAUGCUGGACUGGACCUGAUUAACAUCAGCCUCGACUCUUUGGUUCCAGCAAAAUUUGAGUUUGUAGUCAGACGAAAAGGUUUUCAUAAAGUCAUGGAGGGCAUUGACAAAGCGGUUGAAUUGGGCUACAAUCCAGUAAAGAUCAACUGUGUGGUGAUGAGAGGCCUGAACGAGGAUGAGCUCUUAGAUUUUGUGCAGCUCACAGAGAAGAAGCCUCUGGAGGUUCGCUUCAUUGAGUACAUGCCAUUCGAUGGAAACAAGUGGAACUUUAAGAAGAUGGUGAGUUACCAGGAGAUGCUGGACCAGAUCAGGCAACAGUGGCCCAACCUGGAAAGGCUUCAGUCUGGACCUGCUGACACUGCCAAGACUUUUAAAGUCCCUGGUUUCAAAGGUCAGCUCGGCUUCAUCACCUCUAUGUCAGACAAUUUCUGUGGCUCCUGUAACCGUUUGCGCAUCACUGCAGAUGGAAACCUCAAGGUGUGUUUGUUCGGUAACUCUGAAGUUUCCCUCAGAGAUAUUCUCCGUUCUGGAGCGUCUGAUGAGGAGUUAUUGCAAAUUGUCGGAGCUGCUGUGGGCAGGAAGAAGAAGCAACAUGCAGGCAUGUUCAGCAUCUCUCAGAUGAAGAACAGACCUAUGGUCCUCAUUGAUUUCUCUGAGAUGUUUCUCACAAGGGCAGAAAACCGACAAAGGGCUUCAUUCAUCUUUACUGAGCUAAAACGUGACCCGUUCCUUUAUCUGACUGCGUCUUCUGAUGAGUCUCGUAAGGAGUUUCUGUGCCUUCCUGGCUGCACUGCUUCAACACAGACAGCCUUUAGUUGUUGCUUUAAGACCUCAGUGAGUGGCGGUUCACUCAUUAAUACCCAUAUUAGCAAAGAGAAGUGCCACGAUGUGACGCCGCUUCACUCCUCAGACUAUGAUUACGAUCUCAUUUUCACCAGCCGUCACACUAAGAAACGCACAAAUAUGAGCUUCAUUAAUGAAGACCCCCUCAGGUACAAACAAUCCAGUGUUCCUAACAACCCAACGAGCCAGUCCCUUUCUGUUUUUUGCACACUGAAUGCCAAAAUGAAUCAGAAAAAUCUAAGUGUCAGGUUGUUUCACAGUCAAAGUUCUGGUGAAGACCACACGCAUAACACCUCAUUAAUCUUAGACGGUCUGAGUAGCGCUAAACCCCAGCUGACGCACACAGAUGCUGAGGGCCGAGCAACAAUGGUGGACGUUGGGGGGAAGCUUCCCACACGCCGAACAGCCACAGCCGGUGCCACUGUCAUCCUGGGCGCCAUCGCUUUCCACCUCCUCCGGGAUAACCAGCUAGCUAAAGGUGAUGCUUUAACUGUGGCCCAGCUGGCCGGCAUCAUGGCAUCAAAACAGACCUCCAACCUCAUCCCGCUUUGCCACCCGCUCCCACUGGACCACGCCUCCAUCUCAUUUCAGCUGGAUGAGCUGCACUGCUCUAUUAUUAUCACGGCAACCUGUCACACCACGGGUAGGACGGGGGUGGAGAUGGAGGCGCUGACGGCCGCCUCCGUGGCAGCUCUUACAGUCUACGAUAUGUGCAAGGCUGUGAGCCACGACAUUGUCAUCACGGAUGUGAAACUGCUCAGCAAGACGGGUGGGAAGAGAGACUUUCACCGUCAAUGAACACAGGAAAACUGAACUCCAAAAUGAAGAAAGUCUUUUUCUGCAAACCCAAAUGUGUACCAAUGACUCUGGCUCCUACACAAUCACAAAAUUCCAUAUUCAUCCAAAAACAAUUAGACUUUUUUCUGGACAUUUGAAUACAAAUUUUUAACUCUGAACCUGCCUGAUUAGUAGUCAGAUCUUAAAAUCUGUAGGAUCUAACAGAAAAAUGGCUUUCUGGCAUUUGUACUUGGAUCAAUUCCAUUUCAAAAUCAGUAACUCUUUACGUUACCCUCCUGUGGUCUUGGCAUGAUGCUCAGGAGGAGUGCAGCAGAUGUCACGGUCUGACAGUGGGGAAGCGUGAGUGGAACGGGGGGCUUUGAGGAGUAUCCCGUCAGACCGCCAGUUUCUGAAACAUGUAAAAGAUGCAUGUUUCGAAAAGGCCCGUGAGCCUGGGGCCAUUUAUGCCGCCAGGCUCACGGGGGGGUUAAUAGCUUGGUCCAUAAGACCACAGGAGUGCUAAGAAAGGAACACCUACUCAACGUUGACCAGAAGCAUGAGUUGUGAAUCUUGGCAUUUUUGUUACAUUUCUAAAAAAUAAAAUUGUUCUGCAUUUCAGAUCAAGCUUAAAAACCGCAAGUACAAUUUAACCUGAACUUGGAACCUUUUUGCUACUCAAGAACUUUUUUGGUUCUAUUCAUGAGUGUGAAAACUAAGAGGUGUUGUGGCAAGUGGAGGCAGAAGCUUUUACUAUCUGAUGCAGAUUAACAUAAAAUCACAUCACUUUUUAAACAUUAUUAGGCAUCUGUCCUUGGAAUAUAUCAAAAGGACAUUCCACUGUUUUCCAGACAUUUUCAAACUGCCUCUUUUUAAAAGCUUCUUCAAUCAUAUAAUAAAAUCUGAUUUGUAAUUUCCUGACAUUUACAUUACUUGAAGAUUAAUUUGUCUUUACCUCUAAUUAUUUUAGCAAAACAGUAUUCAUUCAUUGCUUAAUUUCUGUUUAGUAAAAACUCUGUCAUACAUGAGCUUAUUUUUCCCUCUGUCUACAGACACUACAACCCUACUAAAUGUGUGUUUCUCAGUUACAACUAACUGAACGUUGAUGUUUACAUUCUGAAUGUCCUUGAUUAUCUGAAGUUAUAUUUCACACCAUAUAUCUGAUUUGCGUUGUUGUACCUAAUAACACCAUGACUGUUUUUUUUUUUUUUUUUUUUACAGAGUGUUAUGUUAGCUUAAUGCAGCCUAACUUUUUAUUAUCUUAUAAAGUUGAUUUUUGCAUUUUUCUACUUAACAUGACUUCUGUAGAUUAUAUGGGUUUUACAUAAGACAAUGGUGGUCCUCACUGUGGUCUGAGCAUUAUUUUCUUUUGUCAUAAUAAAAAGUUGUAUUCACUGAA
Poecilia reticulata (guppy) is the source of this 3661-nucleotide messenger RNA. RefSeq names its product molybdenum cofactor synthesis 1 (gene mocs1). NCBI's taxonomy places the organism in Eukaryota, Metazoa, Chordata, Actinopteri, Cyprinodontiformes, Poeciliidae. The record is from RefSeq and is a predicted model, not a curated record. Gene Ontology annotation, biological process: Mo-molybdopterin cofactor biosynthetic process. Gene Ontology annotation, molecular function: cyclic pyranopterin monophosphate synthase activity; metal ion binding; 4 iron, 4 sulfur cluster binding.